UAUUUUGACAGCUCAGUUUGCGACACCAUGGUUGAAGUAUCGGCGGUAUAUCUCGGGAUACCGGUGUUUUUAGCCGGUUUGUACGGCAAGUACAGGGGAUUAGAAUAUAUUCUAAUAAAUUACAGAUGGGUAUUUGUCUGCUUGUUCCUUUUACCCCUGUCUGUUAUUUAUGAAGUGUUGUUCUUCCUCAGAAACUGGAUCACAUUCAAACUCAACAGUGCUCCGAAAUUGCAUGGAAAAAGAGUUGCAGAUGUACAGAAACAGGUGAAAGCCUGGAGGGAAAAUGGUUGCAAAACUAAGAUGUGUACAUCCAGGCCAGGCUGGGCAAAUGUCUCCUUUAGACAGGGCAAAUAUAAGAGAUCCAUGACCAACAUCAAUGUGAACCUCAUUGAUAUUCUUGAAGUAGAUACACAUCGUAAGAUUGUACGAGUAGAGCCAAUGGUGACAAUGGGUCAAGUGACUGCCAUGUUGAAUCCUCUAGGUUGGACAUUACCAAUUCUGCCUGAGUUAGAUGAUCUCACUGUAGGUGGUUUGGUGAUGGGCACUGGCAUAGAGACGUCAUCCCACAAGUAUGGACUGUUCCAACAUCAGUGUGUGUCAUAUGAACUAGUCAUGGCUGAUGGCAGUGUAGUAAAAUGUAGCAAGGAUGAAAACUCAGACUUAUUUUAUUCUGUCCCCUGGUCAUAUGGUACACUAGGGUUUCUAGUUGCUACAGAGAUCAUGAUUGUCCCUUGUAAGAAGUGGGCCAAGAUUGACUAUAUCCCUGUCCACUCAAAGAAGGAUCUGCUUGUCAAGUUUGAAGAGGAGGUCAUGAAGAAGGAAGGGAAUGAGUUUGUUGAGGCAUUGGCAUACUCUGAAGAUGAGGCUGUUAUAAUGACUACUAAUAUGACUGAUGAAGCUGAAUCAGAUAAGAUCAAUAACAUAGGCUACUUCUGGAAGCCAUGGUUCUUCAAGCAUGUGGAGCAAUACCUUCACAAGGGGAGGAGUACAGAGUACAUCCCUCUUAGGCACUACUAUCACAGACACACACGCAGCAUCUUCUGGGAACUUCAGGACAUCAUACCAUUUGGUAACCACCCCUUGUUCAGGUACCUGUGUGGCUGGAUGGUCCCUCCAAAGAUCUCACUCCUGAAGUUAACCCAGGGAGAGACAAUUAAACGCAUGUAUGAGGAGAAUCAGAUCAUCCAAGAUAUGCUGGUCCCCCUAGACACUCUGGGGGAGUCACUCUCAUGCUUUCAUAAAGAGAUUAAGAUGUACCCAUUAUGGCUGUGUCCAUUCUUGCUGCCCAAUGAUCCAGGUAUGGUCCACCCUGACGGUGACACAGCCAUGUAUGUAGAUAUAGGAGCAUAUGGUACACCCACCACCAAGAACUACAACUGUAUGGACACCACUCGUAGACUUGAGGCAUUUGUCAGGGAUGUUAAGGGGUUCCAGAUGAUGUAUGCAGAUUCCUACAUGACAUUGGAUGAGUAUCGUUCAAUGUUUGACCAUUCUCUCUACGAUAGGAUGAGAAAGAAAUAUGAAUGCGCCGAUGCCUUCCCAGAGGUCUAUGGAAAAGUGAACAGAAAAGCACGAUCUUGAGAUACGCGGAGUAGAGUUUAUUUACGAGAUUGAGAUUAACAGAUUUGAGGUGAAUUGAAGACAUUAAAAAAAAAGAAAUUAAAGUGAGAGUAUGUCUUUUUGAUUCAACAUACAAAAUAAUUUAGAAAUUAGAUCGAAACUAAUGUUAUUUUGUAUUUUGAUGUUUUGAAGAUUUCUGACCAUAUGAAGCUAUGUAAGUUUGAAAUAAUCUUUAUCAAAAUAUCUUAAAGGAAUUUAUCAUUUGAGAACACUAGUAUUUGCUUGUGAACUUAUUGUUAAUAAGUGUAUCACACAACACUGCACAUUGCUUCAUAAAUCAUUAUUAAAGAAGUUAAAGUGAGAAUGUGUUUUUUGAUAAGGCACUCAAUAAUGACUAAACUGAUUGUAAAUGUCCA
Owenia fusiformis is the source of this 1976-nucleotide messenger RNA. The record is from the annotation of a GenBank genome assembly. NCBI's taxonomy places the organism in Eukaryota, Metazoa, Annelida, Polychaeta, Sabellida, Oweniidae.